AUAUAUCUAUAUCCAAAGGAUUACCUAGCAGCUAUAUAACCCACUGGCUCAUCCUUGAAUCCCUUCAGUUUGCUAUUCGAAGUAACCAAACCUAUCAAAAUGUCUUUCCUAGGCAAGGAAUACAAAUUUGAGAGGCAGGAGAACUUUGAGGAAUUCGUGAACUCUUUGGGUCUUCCCGCAGAGCAGACUCAAGGUUACCUCAACUACAACCCCAUCUUGAAGUACACCAAGAAUGGAGACUCGUACACCCUGACUUCCGUCACUGCUCAGGGCACGAAGGAGGUCUCCUUCAAGUCUGGAGUCGCCUUCGAUGAGACCGUAGCUGGCAAGAAGGUCAACACCACUUACACCGUUGACGGUGACACCAUCACACAGGUCCAGAAGUCUGAUGAUGGAGUCCUCACCAUCACCAGGACUUUCUCUGGAAAUGAGUUGGUUGUGACCCUGAAGACCAACAAAUGGGACGGUGUUGCUACUAGAUACUACAAAGUUGUUUAAUUUAUUUUAUUGUACCUCAAAAGUAUUAUUAGCUGCCUUUCGGACUUAUUAUAUUUACUAUUUGAAUUUAUUAUUGUUAUUAAAAUAAUUUAAUUUUACUUA
This is a messenger RNA of Spodoptera frugiperda (fall armyworm), 600 nucleotides long. Its product is annotated as fatty acid-binding protein 1-like. NCBI's taxonomy places the organism in Eukaryota, Metazoa, Arthropoda, Insecta, Lepidoptera, Noctuidae. The record is from RefSeq and is a predicted model, not a curated record. Gene Ontology annotation, molecular function: fatty acid binding. The transcript has 4 exons. Gene Ontology annotation, biological process: fatty acid transport. Bases 100 to 498 code for a protein of 132 amino acids. Gene Ontology annotation, cellular component: cytosol; nucleus.